This is a messenger RNA of Penicillium diatomitis, 198 nucleotides long. RefSeq lists its product as uncharacterized. NCBI's taxonomy places the organism in Eukaryota, Fungi, Ascomycota, Eurotiomycetes, Eurotiales, Aspergillaceae. The record is from RefSeq and is a predicted model, not a curated record. Bases 1 to 198 code for a protein of 65 amino acids. The transcript has 2 exons.
AUGGGUGCCGUUGUCUCUUGCAUUACCAGCGUCUUUCACGCCAUCGGCCGCUGUCUGAUGGGCAUUGUCAAUGCCAUCGGCUCCGUCCUCCGCGCCAUCCUCGACGGCAUCAUCACCAUCUUCGAUGUCAUCAUCUCCUGCCUGACCUGCCAGGGCUGCUCCGGCCGGCGUCAUAGAAGAUCCAGAUCUGCCGUCUAA